This is a messenger RNA of Arabis nemorensis, 594 nucleotides long. The record is from the annotation of a GenBank genome assembly. NCBI's taxonomy places the organism in Eukaryota, Viridiplantae, Streptophyta, Magnoliopsida, Brassicales, Brassicaceae.
AUGACAAAAGUUUACCCAAAGUUCCCAAGCACUUGUGAUGAGAGCUUCUGUGAUAGUAAAGCGGCCGUGGUUUUAACGGUGUGGAAGAAGUCUCUUCUCUUCAACUGCGAUGGAUUUACUGUUUACAACGCUAAUGGAGAUCUUGUCUUUCGGGUCGACAACUACAUGAAUUGUUCCAAAGACAACAUCGUCCUCAUGGACGCAUCAGGCUUACCCCUCCUCUCCAUCCGCCGCAAGAAGUUGAGUCUUGGAGAUUGUUGGAUGGUAUACGAUGGAGAAACGGAGAGAGAUCCAAUAUUUACCGCGAAAAAGAAUGUCAGUAUAAUAACAAACAAGAGGAGAAGCUUGGUGUGCGUUAGCGCGAAGAAGACAAUAUUAUACGAGAUUGAGGGAUCGUACGGCCAAAGAAGCUGCAAGAUAUUGGACGAGAGGAAGAACAAGAAGAAAACUGCUGAGAUCAAGAGGAAAGAGACGGUGAUCGGAGGAGUUGCCUUUGGAAAGGAUGUGUUUAAACUUGUAGUUGAACCGGAGAUGGAGCCUCGUGUUGCUAUGGCACUUACCAUCAUCCUCGACCAAAUGUUUCGAUCUUAUUGA